Messenger RNA from Trichomonas vaginalis G3, 351 nucleotides. RefSeq names its product Poxvirus D5 protein-like family. NCBI's taxonomy places the organism in Eukaryota, Parabasalia, Trichomonadida, Trichomonadidae. The record is from RefSeq and is a predicted model, not a curated record. The transcript has a single exon. The coding region runs from base 1 to 351 and encodes 116 amino acids.
AUGCAAGAUACAGAAUAUUUUGACGACUUAGCAGAAACUUUGACAUCUGACUUUUACAACCACUUGUUCUCAUAUUUCAUGACAUUAGAUAUUUCUAAGUUCAAUCCAAGACAAAUUCCACAUACCGAAGAAAGACAAACAUUGUUAGAAGCAAACAAGAGUGUAUAUGAACUGUUCAUAGAUGAGACUAACUUUGAGUGUUUAGAUGAAAGGUCAUUGUACGAUUCGUAUAAACAGUAUUGUCAAGAGUAUGGUUAUAUGGCAGCUUCUAAACGUACAUUCUUGGCAAAUGUCAAAAAUCUUUUAGAUGUUCAGAACGGCGUAUAUACAAAGAAAAAUUUUUAUGAGUAA